Penicillium paradoxum is the source of this 1950-nucleotide messenger RNA. RefSeq lists its product as uncharacterized. Lineage: Eukaryota; Fungi; Ascomycota; Eurotiomycetes; Eurotiales; Aspergillaceae. The transcript is spliced from 3 exons. The record is from RefSeq and is a predicted model, not a curated record. Bases 1 to 1950 code for a protein of 649 amino acids.
AUGGACUAUGAUGCGAAUUACGCCAACAAUACGUAUCAAGCAGGAGAUAUGAGCCCAAAUCCAAACAAAGGGCAUGGGUAUUCACCCAGCCCUCCAUAUUCAUCCUACCAUGAGAUGGACCAUCUCAAUAUGCGGCAGCCGCAGGUGCCGCAAACCGGUUCGCCAGCCUCAGAUUUGAAUGCAGAGCCAUACAUCUACCCGCAGCCCCAGCGACCAUCCAGCACGAAUACUGGAAACUUCGAUGAUGCAGUGAAUUCUGCUGUUCAUAACAGUGGGCCCACAGGAUAUCUGACCCCAGAAGUCCUGUCGCAAAUCACCGCAACGGUCAUUCAACAGCUCAAAACAACGGGGCUGGACAACCUACAAGGAUCUAGUGCGCCCCCGCCCCGCUCGCAGUCGCAGCAGCCAUCAUGGCAAACAGAUUCCUACCUGCAGGGGCUAGUGAAUCAGUCUCCGCCUAUUGAGCCCCCGCAGCGAAGCAGUUCAAUACCCCCGCCCAGUUCAUUCUCUGACAAUACCCAUGCCGGAAGUUUCCCGCCAUACGUCCCCUCUGGAUUCGCCAGUGAUGGCCCUCCCGAUCUGAAACCGACUCCGUGUCCCUCUGCAGAUACUGCCAGUGUGGGUAGUAGUUCUUUUUCAAGUCAGAGCAGUGAACACAGCCAAUACAGUUCCCAUAAACCCGAGCGUCCGAGACCUCCGGACCGGGAGGCCACUGUUGUGGAGAUGACCACCUUUGAGCGAUAUUGGGGGAAAUUGUUUGAAGAUGGCAAGGCUACAAAAAGGCUUGGUCAAUUCUUGCGGGGCAUCGCAGUUCAUCUAAUUGAGGAUUAUCCGCCUGGAAACACUAUUGUCAUUCCUCCUUAUAAGAUGCAAAAGUUCUAUCGCGAUACACAUUGCCCAAAUGAUCCUUAUCUAUGGCAAGAUAUCUUCGACGACAAGACAUCCUCACUUUCUCGAUUGUUCCGCGAAAUCAGUGUCGAGCAUCAUCUAAUCCAGAACGAUUUGAAAGCACGCCCAGAUACCCCCGGCCUAACACCCAAAGGCUUCGAGACAUGGGCCACAUUAUUGAUACUCGCCAAUCCAGAGCGGGAAUACCAGCGACUCCAGAAAGCCGUCCGAGAUAUGCCAAUCAACAAUCCGGAUGACAGGAAAGAGCGUUUCCCCAAAGAGAUCCCCCGCCGUCUUUUCCCACAAAUCUCCAAUAUAGAAAUCAGAGAAGACCUGGAGAACCGCAUGAUGGUACACUGCGGCGUCGAUAUGCCCUAUAUCACAGACGAAGAACGCAACCAGGCCAGCCGACCGGGCCGAUCUUCAACCUCAACGGCUUCACCAACAGAACGAACGCAUUCAUACGAGCGAGGCCGCCCCCGGCCCCCUGCGCCAAGCUCACCAUCAACACGAACAAAACCCAGACCCGUCUCCAUGGUCACAGACGACGAAGAAGAGGAACCCAUCCGCUCAGUCCCCAUCGAGCGCGAGCGCAAGCCCUACAGCGCCAAUCCAGGCGGCGGAAAAGUGUACGAUGAAUCUGGUUCGAGUCGCACCCACGCGGCCUCCAUCUCAACAUCCCGGCCUUCAGACUCUGCCUACAAAGACAACGAUCCUCCAAUCCAUCGCAUGUCCGAGUCCUAUGACCGCGGUUCGCACUACCCACGCUCGGGAUCGGGUGCUUCUCUUGACCAGCGGUUGCCGCACAACUUCCGCACCGCCUCGCGGAAUAUGAACUCCCCUGGUGAAUAUAGGCGCUCGGAAAAUGAUAUCCUUGGCCGCGAUGCGCCGCGAUACGCGGGGCUGUCGGCUCAUGAUUUACACUAUACCGAGUCGCCUACUUUCAAUCGGUCUGAUGAUGAUGGGCGUAGGUAUCGCCGUGGCAGUCAUGAUAGUUGGGUUGACGAUGAUUAUUAUCGUGGUGUGGGACCUGGGCAUGGAUUUGAUAAAUAUUAUGGCUGA